Messenger RNA from Rhizopus microsporus ATCC 52813, 984 nucleotides. RefSeq lists its product as uncharacterized. The record is from RefSeq and is a predicted model, not a curated record. NCBI's taxonomy places the organism in Eukaryota, Fungi, Mucoromycota, Mucoromycetes, Mucorales, Rhizopodaceae. Bases 77 to 538 code for a protein of 153 amino acids. The transcript has 4 exons.
UUUUUAUCUCUUCCUUCUUGAAAAAAAAUCGAAACCAAGAUGAUAACUUUAUUAACUUGUAUCUACAUCAAAUAGCAUGAGAGUAUUUCGGUUCCUGAGUAGUGCUUGUAGCAUUGUCCUUCUUGUGGGUUUCUUAGUGUACGUAGUAUUCGCCUUUAUUGCUACCCAGUCCCAAUUCGAUCAACUCGGUAAUUCUUCAGUUGCGUUUGGUAGUGAUGACUGGGAAGAUGACGUGGUUCCCGAGGGUAGCCAAGAAAAGCACACUGGCGAUACCUGGAAAGACUGGAGACGUUUCUUGGAAGAAUUUGUCAAUAAACUGCACUCACCAGCUUUAAGCCCGGAAAGAUAUGGCGUUGUGUGGUAUGGCCCCAGUUUACGGCGUCGCCCAUCUCUUUCUGAAGACAUGUACACCCGUAUGAGGUGCGUAAUACCAACUACUAUUCAACUACCAAUUUCAAGCAGCUUCAAAGAUACAAUAAAAAGCAUUGUCCAAUCAGACAAUCGACUCACGAUACUAGAGAUGUUUGAAAUUCUGUGAAAGGUCAAGGGUGACGAUGUUGAAAUGAAAUUCUUGAUUGUGAUAUCUUCAUUAUUGUAAGUCAUGGGCUCAUGAUCCCAACUCUUGUCAGCAAAGACCAACAUUCUCAUGGACUAAUGCAGAGCAAGUUUACGAUGACUUGGGCAUCACUGAGACAUGCCUGAAUGAAAAUCUGAUGAAGCCCUCGUUACAAACAUGUUCGAGUAUGCUUCAUUAGCAAUAAUAUGAUGCUACGUACUUCCCCGGAGAAGUAGAACUGGAGUCAAUGACGGAACAGUUGAGCAGUCAAGGCUUGCUAGACCAUCGUUUUAAGUAUAGCGCAGAAGAUCGAAAUACCGAUUUAUGUAAGAGGCAUAACUAGUAAUUUGCUUCCCUAUAUUCGACUACACUUGAAUCUGACGGUAAGAAAGAGUAGCAAGAGCUAACUUAACAGCGUAGAUUACUGA